AAGAAUCUCAAUUCUUCCAAUAAGGAUUAUCAAAUUGGAACGCGACAGUUUUCGUUCAAGACAAUGGCUGAAAAUCCUCAGACUUAUAAGGUUUGCAUAUUUGGUGAUCUUGGCUACUUCCAUGGCAACUCUACUGAAAGCCUUUUGCGGAAUGGUCUUGCUGGAAAAUUCGAUUUCAUCGUUCAUCUUGGUGACAUAGCCUACGACCUGCAUUCAAAGAAUGGUUCCGUCGGUGAUGAUUACAUGAAUCAACUCGAACCACUGAUUUCCAAGGUGCCCUACAUGGUGGUAGCAGGAAAUCAUGAAGACGAUGGGAAGAACUUCACCGAUUAUCAGGAACGAUUUUGGAUGCCUGACAAUGGCUACGGUGACAGCCAGUUUUACAGUUUCGAUAUUGGCCCAAUACAUUGGGUAGGCAUCAGCGCGGAAUAUUAUGGAUACUACUACGCAUAUGGUAUGGGACCGGUCUUGAAUCAGUACGAGUGGCUCAAAAACGAUCUCAAGCUGGCAACUGCAAAUCGUGCGACGACUCCCUGGAUCCUUACCUUCCAACAUCGACCGUUCUACUGCAGUAAUAUCAACUCAGCAGAAUGUCAGGCCAUAAUCGAAUUUCAAUUUCAGAUUCGAACUGGCUGGUUGGACAUGCCCGGAUUGGAGCCACUAUUCCUUCAAUACGGAGUAGAUAUGGGCUUCUGGGGACACGAACAUUCAUACGAACGAUUCUAUCCGAUAGCCGAUAGACAAUAUUGGAAUGAAUCUGAUGCCUAUGUCAAUCCCAAGGCUCCAGUGUACGUCAUCUCAGGGUCUGCUGGCUGUCACUCGGCUCACGCGUGGUUCUCUGACUCCCCAUGGCCGUUUAGUGCCUCUCGAAGCAAUGACUACGGCUAUGCGAUCCUCACCGUGGCCAAUGCCACUCACCUACAUUUGGAACAGAUUUCGAUCGAGAAGGACGAUACCCCUGUGGAUGAUUUUUGGAUUGUCAAGACCAAUGCAAACGUUCACUCACAAGCGAUGAGGUAG
Molecule: messenger RNA, 1020 nt
Organism: Haemonchus placei
Lineage: Eukaryota; Metazoa; Nematoda; Chromadorea; Rhabditida; Trichostrongylidae
Source: the annotation of a GenBank genome assembly